AUGGAUCUGUCUAGCAGCGCACCCACGGCAUCGACAAUGUCGUCGCCCGAGCCUAUUAUCGCGACGCCCCCGACAUCGAGCCCCAUAACCGCGAUGCCCUCACCCUUAAAGCGCAGGAAGAGACGUCGCGUCUAUCGCCCAGAUGAGGGUUCGCUGUACGACCUUAUGUGGGAGCACGCCGGUGUCUCUCUCUUCGUCCGCCCCAUCUGCUGGACCGAACUGCAUGUUAACCUCCUCGACGCGAGAUUCAUCGAGCUUCCUCCUUGCGAUACCCCAGUUCCCCCUCAGUCGCCCCGUGGUACCCCUGUCUCUCCUUCGCGAUGCCAUCUAAAGCCCUCUGCUGCCGCCACUACUCUCAGUCGCGAGCUUACCGCUAUGCUGGCACCCGGUUCAAAUAGAACUUUCUAUACUCAGUCGAUACGCACCAUCAUGUCGACCCUCUACCCAGGCAAAAUGUCGCGUGUGCGGACCCAGCUUGACCUUCACCACUACUUUGGCGGCUUGGUUUAUCGCGAUACCUGUCGCGUCCAACUGCGAUCCAAGAUGUUCGUUCCUCCCAAUGCGAAUCACGACCCUCUACUGGUGGGCAUUAUUCUGGCCCUUGCACAAAGGCGCUUUUACGGCGAACCCAUGCCCACGGCGAACAAAUGGUUCCCUUCACGACCCAUGUCCCUUGGGCUUGGUGAGCCUGAGUUCCACGAUGUGACGGUGCAUAUCCUGUCUAACGACAACGAGGCGUCCGAGUUCAUUGUCUACAAGGCUGUGGUGACAGAAGAGCUUCUGCGCAAGUUUCACGAGCCGACCAAGAAUCCCCGCGCAGCAUCAGGCAAGACGCUCGCCGAAAAGAUGGGAGAGACGGCCAACGAGGGGGGCAUCCGUAUUGAGUACACAAGAGUACCGGUUUGGCCGAUUUUGGGACUCAAGGAGCGGCUGGGCAAGGCGCUAGGCAAAGAUAUCGUGGGUCACUUUGACGAAGACAACAUUGAGACGUGGGAGGAGGAAGCGGAACCGAACAACGACAAGCUCAAGCGACGACGAGAUCGCGAGGCCCUUGCCGAAGUGUUUAACGGCAGCUUCGAGGAAGAGGCACCCGACGAUUGGAUCGAAUCAACGUCCAGAAGGACCGUUGCGACGCGGGGUCUAAAUCUCAAGUUCUCUUUACAGGUCAUCAUUAUGAAGUCGUCGUGUGCAAUGCUGAUACUAACACCGCUGCUCGCUGCAGCCGAGUUUGAGCAGCAUGCUCAUCAUCGUCGCGCUACUCAAGCUUCAGUCAAUGUUGGAGCCGGGACUAUCCUCGGCAGAUCAUUCGGCGACGUCGAAACAUUCGCAGGCAUCCCCUAUGCGGAGCCGCCCGUCGGUACACUACGCCUGAAGCCUCCUCGGAGACUCAACUCAUCCUUCGGAGUCUUUGACGGAACGGGAAUCGCCUCAUCCUGUCCGCAAUUCUUCCUCUCGUCCGACAGUCGCAACAUCAUUCUGGAUACCCUCGGGUCCCUCUUCUCUCUUCCGAUAUUCCAGCCCGUCACCGGCCAAGAAGACUGCCUGACAGUAACGGUACAGAGACCUGCAGGUACAACACCAGGCUCAAAAUUACCCGUUCUGUUUUGGAUUUUCGGAGGCGGUUUUGAGUUUGGCUCAACAGUUUCUUAUAACGGUGCCAGUUUCGUUCGAGACGGCAAUGAUUCGAAGCAGCCUUUCGUCUUUGUCGGGGUCAACUACCGGUUAGGAGGCUUUGGGUUCCUUCCAAGGCGCGAGAUCUUACGGGAUGGCUCCUCUAACCUCGGUCUCCUGGACCAGCGGAUGGCUCUGGAAUGGGUCGCUGACAACAUUGCCGCCUUCGGAGGCGACCCUGACAAGGUUACCAUAUGGGGCCAGUCGGCUGGGGCUAUUUCAGUGUUUGAUCAGAUGGCCCUAUACGACGGCGAUAACAAGUACAAAGGCCGGCCGUUGUUCAGGGGUGCCAUUAUGAAUUCCGGGAGCGUCGUGCCAGCGGAUCCCGUUGACUGCCCAAAAGGCCAAUCCGUUUAUGAUACCGUCGUCCGGGCUGCUGGCUGUACUGGCUCGGCCAAUACCCUGGAUUGUCUUCGUGCUGUACCAUAUGAAACGUUUUUGAAAGCGGCUGCUUCCGUACCGAGCAUCCUAUCUUAUGAAUCUCUCGCUCUCGCGUACGUCCCAAGACCAGACGGAAUCGUGCUGAGGGACAGCCCCGACAUACUGGCAAGAGACGGCCGGUACGCCGCAGUUCCCAUGAUUGUCGGAAACCAGGAAGACGAGGGGACGCUGUUCGCGCUCUUUCAGCCCGGAGUCGUGACAACCUCCCAGCUGGUCGACUAUUUAUCCGAAUUAUACUUUCACGGUGCGUCCAGAGACCAAUUAACCACACUUGUAAACACGUACGACCAUUGGAUCUCCGCAGGAAGUCCGUUUCGAACCGGCAUCCUCAACGAAGUAUAUCCUGGCUUCAAGCGAAGGGCGGCGAUCCUAGGAGAUCUCGUCUUCACCCUUUCCCGCCGGUCGUAUCUGUCCGUCGCGAAAGCGAGAUACCCAUCCGUGCCGGUUUGGUCCUAUCUCAACAGCUACAAGUACGGCACUCCUCUCGUGGGCACAUUUCACACUUCGGACAUCCUGCAGGUGUUUCUAGGGGUACUGCCUACAUUUGCACGUCAGAGCACUCGAACCUACUAUCUAAACUUUCUCUACAACCAAAACCCGAACGUCGGCGUCGGAGGAUAUGCCAGUUGGCCGGAGUGGGGUGUGAACCAGCAGCUCCUCUGGUUCCUCGACGACCGGACCGAGUACCUCAAAGACGACUUCCGCAGCGACAGUUUCAGCUUCAUCUACAGCAACAUCGCAUCGUUGCAGUUCCGGGAUAACUCCACGGCGUUGCCUCGGUGGUCUCUGUGA
Messenger RNA from Colletotrichum truncatum, 2904 nucleotides. RefSeq names its product sterol esterase precursor. The record is from RefSeq and is a predicted model, not a curated record. NCBI's taxonomy places the organism in Eukaryota, Fungi, Ascomycota, Sordariomycetes, Glomerellales, Glomerellaceae.